UUCAAGGACAUAGAUAUGUCCUACAAUAUCUCAUAAAAAACCAACGACUGUUGUAUACUAUUACAGCCGACACAGUGAACUCCAGCAUGAAAUAGCAAAGCCAAUAUGUUAGAUGCAUACUUUGUUACAUAUCUUCAUUCAUUUGAUUGUAUAAUUUUUAAAAUCUUUGGUUUAGUGGUGGAUGGUUGAAUAAUUGUUACUUUGAACCACGGGUUCUAUUAACUUGGCUGAUACAUCAGGAAAGCUCAAAGAAAAAGAAGACAUUCUAGGGAUCGGUGAAGAUUGGAAUAGAUCUCAAUUCUUCUCUUUUAAUUUUAAAAAUAACAAAAGCAAGGAGAGCGAUUAAUAACAAAUGUUAUCUUUGUUUUUUAUGUAGUUUGUUUUCACACACACAAAUGCUAUCUUUAGUUCUCUGCUUUAAUAACAAAUGUUAUCUUUGCUUUAAUAACAUGGUGGUUAAAAUUUUAUAAUUAAUAAAUGACAUCCUAUCACUUAUAAAAGCCUAAAUUUGACGUAGUGACACUGAUAUAUACGUUUAAAAGCAAUUUUUAGUGAAUUGGAUAUCAAGUUACUUAGAAGUUUCUUAACUUUUAUAUCUUUGGCCUUUUUUAUUGUUGAAAAUAUUAAUAUAGAGCCCAUUUUUUUAAUAUGAAAAAAGAAUAACUUUUAAAAGUUUAUUAUUGUUAGAAUUUAGAAAAAAAAAAUAGAAUAUUAAAGAAAAUCAAUUUUCUCAUUAUUUUGAGAAAUUAUUUCAAAUAUCUUAUGAUGACAUAGACUAAGAUUUUAAUUAACUUUUCAAAAUAAAAUUAUUCUUUUAAAAAUCUUAAAUGAACACAUGAUACAUCUGACAAAUAACUUCGCUUUGUGUACUGUUCGAUAUUAUUAUUAUUAUUAUUAUUAUUAUUAGGAGAAAAACUUCACUUUUUUGCUUGAUAUUUGAUUACUUAUUUUUACUCUUGUAUACACAACCGAUAUCAUAAUUGCCUUGAUGGAUCAUACAAAUUGUUUGAAAGGUUAACAAAGUCAAGUCUUAAUUGCCAAUCCUAGCCAUCGCUCUAAACAUUUUAUUACCCAAUGUAUGUUUAGCUUAAUUUGUUUUUAUCAGAUUUUAUUUUUAUAUAUUAAUAUAAAAUUCACGUUAUAGACAUUUUACAUGACUCAUUAAUUAUAAUUUAACUAAGAAAAUUGAGAAAAACUCCCAAACAUAUAUACACCAUACAUUAAAAAAAAGCUCUAAAUAAAAAUAAAGUAUUCAUGAACGAUAUAUGAAUUUAUUAUUCAUACAUGACUGCUCCAUAUAGCAUAGGACGUUGUCGACAUAGUAGUUGCCAAUGCAUAUAGGUGAUAUAGUAGGAAUACAAUAUUGUUUAUUCUCGUUUCUCACGCAACUCUUGACUGAAUCCACGCGGAAUUAAUCCACUGCAAGUCAAGCAAUAUACAAGUGUUUUGGGUGUGAAAAGAUUACCAAGUAAACAAAAAUUAUGUAUGUUUUUAUGGGAACGAUUGCUGCAUGCCCACAUUUGAAACAUUCAAAGUCAAGGUCAUCGAUUGAGACUUAACCAACCCAAUCUGAGCCGUGUGAUCCGUUUAUUUACACCAUAACCUAAGGGACCAAACUCACAUAGCACUUCUCUUUGCAACAUGGGCUUUCACUUUGUGUUGGUUCCAUUGUUUGCUCAAGGCCACAUGAUCCCUAUGAUAGACAUGGCAAAGAUCUUGGGGCAGCAAGGGGUGAUUGUGACUUUGGUUAGCACCCCUCAAAAUGCUUCAAGGUUUGAGCAAACAAUUUGUAGGGCUGUACAAUCUGGCCUUCCAAUUCACCUCUUGCAGAUCCCAUUUCCAUGCCAACAAGUGGGUCUUCCAUUAGGCUGUGAGAAUCUUGACACUUUGCCAUCAAGAAACCUUCUCAGAAAGUUCUACAAUGCAAUUGACAUGCUUCAAGAACCAUUGGAACAGUACCUCCAAAACCAUGCUUCUCCACCAAGUUGCAUUAUAUCUGAUAAGUGCAUCUCGUGGACUUCCAUAACAGCCAAAAGGUUCAAUAUUCCAAGGCUUGUGUUCCAUGGAAUGUCUUGUUUCUCAUUACUCAGCUCCUACAAUAUUAAACUCAACAAUGCUCAUCUUCGUGUCAACUCAGACUCGGAACCUUUUGUCAUACCGGGUCUUCCUCAAAGGGUUGAGAUAACAAGAGCACAGCUUCCAGGAGCAUUUGUUUCUUUACCUGACUUGGAUGAUUUCAGGGACAAAAUGCGUGAGGCUGAAAUGUCGGCUUAUGGGAUUGUGGUAAAUAGCUUUGAAGAAUUGGAACAUGGGUGUGCUAAGGAGUAUGAGAAGGUCCUGAACAAGAGGGUUUGGUGCAUAGGUCCGGUGUCUUUGUGUAACAAAGAGAGUUUGGACAAGUUUGAGAGAGGAAACAAACCUUCUAUUGAAGAGAAACAGUGCUUGGAAUGGCUCAACUUAAUGGAACCAAGGUCAGUUAUUUAUGUGUGCCUUGGUAGCUUAUGUAGGCUUGUUCCAUCACAACUAAUUGAACUUGGGUUGGGCUUAGAAGCAUCAAAUCGACCCUUUAUUUGGGUGGUUAAAACUAUAGGAGAAAAUUUUUCAGAGCUAGAAAAGUGGUUAGAGGAUGAAAAUUUUGAGGAAAGGAUCAAAGGAAGAGGUCUUUUGAUCAAGGGAUGGGCACCACAAAUUCUAAUACUCUCUCACCCAGCAAUUGGAGGGUUCUUGACUCACUGUGGAUGGAAUUCAACAAUAGAAGGUGUGUGCUUUGGCAUGCCAAUGAUCACGUGGCCUUUAUUUGCUGAACAAUUUUUAAAUGAAAAAAUAAUUGUUGAAGUCCUCAAGAUUGGAGUAAGGAUAGGUGUUGAGGUCCCGGUAAGGUUUGGUGAUGAAAAGAAAGCUGGAAUAUCAGUGAAGAAAAAUAGAAUCAUAGAAGCUAUUGAGAUGUGUAUGGAAGGAGGUGAAGAUGGGAACAAGAGAAGAACUAGAGCAACAGAACUUAGAAACAUUGCUACAAGGGCUUUGGAGGAGAAAGGUUCGUCUCGCUACAACAUUUCAUCCUUAGUUCAAGAUAUAAUGGAACAACAUUCUACUAAAGGUUAGAAUUAUGAAUAUGAUAGUUUUUCAUUUUAGCCUAGGUUGUUGGUGAAGUAAAUAGAUUUUAUGAUAGCUAGUGAUUAUACUUCAUGAAAUAUUUGGUUUCCGUGUUUCCUCACAGACG
Molecule: messenger RNA, 3220 nt
Organism: Abrus precatorius (Indian licorice)
Lineage: Eukaryota; Viridiplantae; Streptophyta; Magnoliopsida; Fabales; Fabaceae
Product: UDP-glycosyltransferase 73D1-like
Exons: 1
Coding region: 1642-3102 (486 amino acids)
Molecular function (GO): UDP-glycosyltransferase activity
Source: RefSeq, a predicted model, not a curated record